AUGGCAUCCCCUCCACGCGCCUACUCGCCUGCGGGUUCUCCGCCAUACUCUUCUAGCGCGCAGUUACCAUCGAAGAAGCGUGGCUCCACAGCUGCUGAUCUCUCAUCUCAACCGCCCUCCCUCAAACGUCGCAAAGCAUCUGUCAUGUCCGUAGCCUCCGUAGGCUCAGCCCAUCCUCUUCGACAGACGUCCUUUCCGCCCGACGAAUCUCAAAUACAAGCCUUUUCUCCGUCCUAUCGGCGAUCUCCAAGUGUCGAUACCAUGAGCCUCGUUAGUGGUAGCCAAGUUAGCGGCGCGCCCACGAAAAAAAAACGCGGUAGAAAGUCAAAAGCGGAGCGCGCAAGCGAAGCAGCCGCUGAAGCCAUGCGAGAUGGCUCUCCGAGCGUCGUAGGAGGUCGCGCACAUACUAUCGUUAGUAAUGCGAGCGGUAAUCAUACUAGGAAGGACGUCGACCCAGACUCUAGGAAAGAAGAGGAGUUUGAGAUACCCGAGAAUAUGGCUAGCAUGUCUGCUGCUCGAACUAAGGAGCAGAUCGAAGAAGAAAAGGAGUUAAAUGCGCUUCUCAAGACGCAAAUGGAUGCUCUGCAGUUCGACCGGUAUGAGGUCUGGCAUCGCCAAACUCUUAAAACGUCAGACGUUAAAAGGCAUAUCAACAGCGUCACGUCGCAGUCGUGUCCUACUAAUGUCCAUCAAAUGAUGCAAGUAGUCUGCAAAAUGUAUCUUGGAGAUAUCGUCGAGUCCGCACGUGAGGUUCAACAAGAAUGGGUACAAUUAGGCGAGAAGCAAACCGACUUAUCUGACGACGAUCUUAAGCCUGCGAACGAGUUAUCAAAACACCGCCGACAAGCCCCCUUACGGCCCGAGCAUCUUCGCGAAGCAUAUAGACGCCGAAAGGCCGGUACUGAAAAUGGUGGCUCUUUGGGGAGCUUGAUGGUUUGGAACCAGCAAACGCAAAACGGAGCUGAAAGAUUCGCGGUAAGAGCAGGUGGCCGUCGAAUAUUCAAAUAA
Molecule: messenger RNA, 1008 nt
Organism: Daldinia childiae
Lineage: Eukaryota; Fungi; Ascomycota; Sordariomycetes; Xylariales; Hypoxylaceae
Product: Transcription initiation factor TFIID subunit 11
Exons: 2
Coding region: 1-1008 (335 amino acids)
Biological process (GO): transcription initiation at RNA polymerase II promoter; RNA polymerase II preinitiation complex assembly
Cellular component (GO): nucleus; transcription factor TFIID complex
Molecular function (GO): transcription coactivator activity; protein heterodimerization activity
Source: RefSeq, a predicted model, not a curated record